GUGUGAGGCUAAUGUGACAUGAAGAAGAAGCGGAAGUCGUGGAUUCCAAACAGACACAAUCAUGGCGGCCACCAUUCAAAGUUUGCUGGAAGAAAUAUCCGGAGUCGAAGACCCAAUUGAAGAGUUGCAGAGCUUAAAAACUGCUUUGUUGUCUAUUCCAGUCAGCGCCCUGAGAGACGUCCUGAGCGGACAGCGUUUCGAUGUGAUUUUCUCUCUGCUGAACACUAAUGAAAGGGAGCAGGUUGAUCUGUGUGUGGACAUUCUUGAACGCAUCCUACUAGCCCUCAGUCCUUUGCAUUUGGUGCAGAACUACAGAGAAAAGCUGCAAGAGGGCUUGAGCCAUCCUAACGACACAGUGAAGAUAUUGGCCUUGACACAGAUUGGCAGGGUGGUGGGGCACCCAGAUGCCGUCGCACAAAUCCUCAACAAUCAUAACAUUUUACGGGCGGUGAUCCUUUGCAUCGGUGAGGAGAAAAUUGCUGUAGCAAAACAGGCAAUUCAGUCCCUUUCUAAAAUAAGUCACUCUAAGCCUGGAUUAGACAAGUUAUUUCAGAGUGAUCUCCUUGAAGUCAUGAAGGAAGUGAUGGACAAAAAUGACAUAAUCAGAUACAGAAUAUAUGAGCUGGUGGUUGAAAUCUCAUCUUUUUCUCCAAUUUCUCUCGGUUACUGUGCCAACAGCGGCCUCAUUUCCCAGCUGCUCAGCGAGCUGACUGGAGACGAUGUCCUAAUCAGGGCCACAUCGAUUGAGAUGGUGACCACUCUGGCUCACAGUCAGCAUGGUCGCCAGUAUUUGGCCCAGCAGGGUAUAAUGGAUAAGAUUUCCAACAUGAUCAGAGGAGCCGAUAUGGACCCGUUUUCCUCCCUCUACCUUCCAGGUUUGGUGAAAUUCUUUGGGAACCUGGCCAUUACAGACAGCCCCCAGCAGGUUUGUGAAUCCUACCCGAUCUUCUUAAACAAGGUGUUCGACAUGGCCAUGGAUUCGGACCCCGUCAUGAUCGGAGUGGCCCUGGACACUUUGGGAUUACUUGGUUCUACAGUUGAGGGGAAACAGGUUCUCCAGAAGAUGGGAGAAAACUUCAAGUCUGUGUUUUUGAGAAUCAGCCAACUUGCUGGUUCUGGAGCUACUGAGCUCAGAGUUCGAAGCUUGGACGCCAUAUCACAGCUGCUCACCCUUCAGCCGGAGCAUCAAACAGAAGACCUUUUGUCCCUGACGGAGUCCUGGUUCCACCUUCUGUCUAAGCAGCCAAUGGAUAUGAUUCGCAACAUCAGCACUCAGCCUUUUCCAGAGCUGCACUGCGGGGCUUUGAGGAUCUUCUCUGCCAUUGCAAGCCAGCCGUGGGGUCAGAAGAUGAUGGUUAACAGUCCCGGUUUCAUGGAGUUCAUUUUGGAUCGCUCAACUGGCCAAUCAAAGGAGGCAAAAGAUGCCAAAUUUAAACUGGUGGGAUCUCUUCUGGGCUCAUCUACAGCAUCAGAAAUACUGGGCAGUCAAAACUACAUCCGCCUGAAGACAUAUCUGAGUGAAGGACCCUACUACGUAUCGGCUGUGGCCUCCGUCAGCACAGAAGGAGCAGACUAAUUCCUCGGCAUACAUACUAGGCUUUAUUGUUUAAAUAUUGCUGAAUUCAUUGUUAACAAAACACUUCAUUUUGAUACCUAUUUGGUUUAAAAAUAACAGAUUUUUUUGGCUUAAAUUGGCAGACAUACCAUGAAUCCAGAGAAAAUAACAUAUUACAAAUAAAAGACUAUUAGCCAUUGAAGCUGUUUAGAUACUUUUAGAAAAAUAAUUGGAAUAAAAGCACUUGAAUUACUUUAUAAAUUUAAAAUGGUAAUAGCAGGGAAGCAAAAAGCAAGUUUUCAUGUUUUUAACCACUUAGUUAAGCAAUAAAGCCUACAAUAUGUCAGAUAUUACAAGUUUUUCAUCCAGACACAUUGUUCAGUUUUUUUCCUACACUUUAAACUUUGAACUUAUGACAACAUCACUGCUCUCCAAAGGUAUGUUUCUUUUUGUGUCAGUGAUUUUUUUUUUUUAUAAAUGUUUACAAAUAUAUAUUUCUUUACCUUUCCUGUAUAGAAAAACAAACCAAGAACAAAUAAAUUUGGUUUGGGAGAUUCAAAAUAACAUUCUUUGAAAUUCAAUUUUAAGAUAAGACAUAACUUUAUUAAUCCCCCAUGGGGGGGAAAUUACAGAAUUGAAAUGAUUUAAAGCUAAAUUAUUUAUAUUUGUACUUCUAAAUUAAAAUGAGAAUCCUUACCAAAUGGAAGGAUAUAGUACAGUAGCAGUCUGUUCUAUUUUAAACCUUUGUCUGUUCAAAAUUAAAUUAUCUCAUGUUUCAGAAAUGCUGCAACUUCUAGCAAUCCCACUAUCAAGAUGUAUUUUCCUGUUGAGUUUUCAGUGACUUAAUAUUAGAUUUUAAAAAAAUGGCACUUUAAUAUUUUAGAUGAGAUGGAGAUAAUAAAAUGGAGAAAAUACAUAGUUGCGUAAAGCUGCUCAAAUCGACGGUCUUCGUUUGUGUAUCUAUGGCACAUUAUUUGCAUAAAUGUGCAAUGAUAUGCAAAUGUC
Xiphophorus couchianus (Monterrey platyfish) is the source of this 2560-nucleotide messenger RNA. RefSeq names its product proteasome 26S subunit, non-ATPase 5 (gene psmd5). The record is from RefSeq and is a predicted model, not a curated record. Gene Ontology annotation, cellular component: cytosol. The transcript is spliced from 10 exons. NCBI's taxonomy places the organism in Eukaryota, Metazoa, Chordata, Actinopteri, Cyprinodontiformes, Poeciliidae. Bases 62 to 1576 code for a protein of 504 amino acids. Gene Ontology annotation, biological process: proteasome assembly.